Messenger RNA from Funneliformis geosporum, 591 nucleotides. The record is from the annotation of a GenBank genome assembly. NCBI's taxonomy places the organism in Eukaryota, Fungi, Glomeromycota, Glomeromycetes, Glomerales, Glomeraceae.
AUGUCCAACGAACAUUGGGAAGAAAUCAGUGAAUGGGAUAUUGAAGAAGACGUUGACCUGGCUCAACGUAUUACGGUUCACGCCGUUCACUCUAUAAGUGAAGGCGGGGAUGAUGAAGAAUAUCAACUUAUACAAGCACAUAAACAUCCUACGUAUGCUGCUGCUGCUAAAUGGGGCCGUAAAUCUUCUAACAACGAAGAACCUUCUAAAAAUAAUAAUAAACCUAAUAUUUCACAAGAAAAAAAGAAACCUUCCAACCCUCCAAAAGUUGAUAAUACCGAUGUUGCGGAUUCCAUACUAAAAGGCGAUCAUGACGUAGACUAUGAUGAUACAAUAGGAUCCGCUGAAAUAUCAAAUCGUAAUGAAACUCGUCGUAAUAAUACUAAACUUCAUAGAAUUCAUUCCCAAAAAUUAUUGUCUUCUUUGAUUUCCAAUGCUGAAUUAGAAAGUAAUCAAGAUUUAAUUAAAGGUGAUACUAAUAGAGAUCCCGAAUUCAAGAAAUACAAAUUAUUAAAGAAAACUAUGGCUUUAAACAAGAAAUCUAAGAGUGAUAGAAAAGGCAUAGAAAAAUUACGUGUUGAAGUUUGGUGA